Galendromus occidentalis (western predatory mite) is the source of this 3309-nucleotide messenger RNA. Its product is annotated as histone-lysine N-methyltransferase eggless. The transcript is spliced from 9 exons. Lineage: Eukaryota; Metazoa; Arthropoda; Arachnida; Mesostigmata; Phytoseiidae. The coding region runs from base 1 to 3027 and encodes 1008 amino acids. Gene Ontology annotation, cellular component: nucleus. The record is from RefSeq and is a predicted model, not a curated record. Gene Ontology annotation, biological process: negative regulation of gene expression; heterochromatin organization. Gene Ontology annotation, molecular function: histone H3K9 methyltransferase activity; zinc ion binding; DNA binding.
AUGGCGGAAUACGUCUUACCGAGAUCCCGUGAUCACGCUCUCAGCUUGGUGGAGGUUCGCCCUGAUUGUGCUACCGAUGCCAAGUGCGCGGUGAUCAAUUGCGAAAAUGCCGCCUGCGAUGGCGAUGAAUCCGUCAAGUUCUACUUGUUCCCCGACGACCCAUUGGAACGUCUGAUCUGGGUUAUGCUGAUGGGUCGUGUUGACAGAACGCGGAAGCCUUGGUCAGCGCAGCAGUCGAAGCUUUACUACGUUUGCUCUAAGCACUUUCUCGGCAACAGAAGGCUCCUCCUGCCCGAUACAGAUCAUUAUUACCCCAGCAUCUUCCCGGCGAUCCUGAACGUGCACUGCCUGCCUCAGGUCGGGCCGGACGAAGAGAAAAUCGCGUUGAUUCCGCGUGCCGCAGGCUUCUACAGGCAUCGGCGUCUCGUCGAAGAGCGAACAACACGCGUGACGAUACAUCGAGAAGAAUUACCAGAAUUGGAUGAAGGAGGAUUGAAGUGGUCUCAACUCCAAGACAUCGCUUACGAAGGAAUCUAUCUGCCCUUCAUCGAGGAGUUCAACAAACUAGUAUCUGAUUUGCAACGCACUGACGAAAUUACGCACUUCAGAGUGGAGAAGAUCGAAGAGAGACUCGCUUGCGUUCGAGAUCAGAUGCAUCGCAGUCUCCGACGCAUGCUCGAAUGUGAAGGAGACCAGUCAUCGGUCAAUAUCUACAACACUAAUCAGCGAUUUUCGGAUCAGACUCCGACAGGUCUCUCCGCCAGGGGCAAAGCCUCAGAUAAACCAGUGAAGAAAACCAAAACGCACAGUUUUGUCUCGGGUCCGGAGGGAGCGAGAAUUCCGAUAGAUGUUACCAUGCCAUCGAUUAUCAAGGACUGGACCUACACGACACUGAAUCACCUGAAAAUAGGCCAAAAGGUGCUCGCGCUCGAUAUAACUGGGAACUGGCUCACUUCCCUCGUCAGUGAAAUCGAUUAUGCGACAUCGACGGCUAAGGUGAAACUGCAAGGUUCGGCACGAGAAAAUUCGGUGUCUCUGUCCGAAGUGGCGUAUGGAAGUGCAUCCCCGAUGCAGAUACAGCUGGGCUGUCGAGUGUUGGCGGGCAUCUCAUCACCGCAAGCUGGUGUAGUGAUGGAGUAUCCGAAGUGGCAAAACAAUAAUCGCUAUCUGAUUCUGUUCGAGAACGGCCGAUGGGCCUACCAUGAGCACCGUUCGCUGUUCUUGAUCUGCAAGCAGACUUCGCAGACGUGGCUUCACGUCGAUCGAGAAAUUCAGGACACCGUGAGAGACUUCUUCACAACCACAGAGCAUCCGCUUCUCCGGGUGACGGUCGGUCAAAGGAUAGUCGCCGAGAAAGACAAUCAAUGGUUCGAUAGCGAGGUGAUUUCGUUGGACGGUAAUCUCAUAGAAGUAGCUUUCACGCAUUAUGGAUCGAAGCUUGCGACCGAAUGGUUGUACGCCGGCUCACCUCGAUUACAAGAGAUCUUCGGUCUUUUGCAUCCGACUGCUACGACCACCCGAAAACACGCCAAAAGAAAAGUCGCCCGGAGAGUGAACGAGCCAUACGUCGAGUACGUCGACGACGCCAUCGAUGUAAUCACGCUCUCUGACGAUGAGGACGACGACCGAUACGGGGCUCAGAGCUUGAGGAAAAACACGGCGAGGAAGAGCACCGCUCAGCCCGCACCCCGAACGCGAUCUCAGCACUCUGCCGUCGAUAAAGACCCGGGCUUCUUGGGCUCUGUACGUCGGGACGAAGUCAAACCUCUAGCACAGCCAAAAGAGUUCGUACCCCACGUUUGUGGGCCCUCCUGUCUGCCGAUCAACGACAGUCCAUCGAAGCACGCACAUCAUAGUCCGUAUCUGAUGCCUCAUCUGAUGGCCUGGAGAAGACUCAUACUGGAAUCGAGCGAAGGCAAAGGAGUCAUAUAUAAAGCUCCGUGUGGGAAAAGUCUACGGAAUGAGACCGAGACGCUCCACUGCCUACUGCUGACAGAAUCUAAGAUAAAAAUUGAUCAGUUCUGCUUCGACCCUGAGUUCGAUGCCUUCGCAAUUUGGGAGCCGGAGCGCAAGAAUGUCUUCGAAGUUGAUAUCACGAACGGUGAGGAGCCGUACCCGAUCUCCUUCGUGAAUGGCGUUGAUACCACGGUGGAUAAGCUGGUUCCGUACUGGUCCAAGAGACGACCGACGAAAGCUGCGAAACGGACCAUGAUCCUCGACGAGGAAUUUCUCCCAUGCUGUUCCUGCGAGGACGAGUGCCUGGAUCGCUCAAAAUGUCAAUGCCAGAGUCAGACGGUUGCAAUCUCGGACUCCAUCAGCGGAGAAGUCGACCCGGAGGCGGGAUACAGUUUCAGAUCCUUGUCCGCUUCUCAAUCGACAGGAAUCUUUGAAUGCAAUUCUCGCUGCUCGUGCAAAACCCAGUGCAUUAACAAAGUGGCGCAGAAUGGCGUACAGGUUCGGAUGCAAAUUUUCAAAACUCUCAAGAAAGGUUUUGGUGUUCGCACCGUCCACGAUAUCCCGAAAGGGAGAUUCUUGUGUACCUAUGCCGGCACGAUUCUCACGGAUAAAGAAGCAGAGUCUAGUGGGCAAGAUACGUAUUUCGCCGAGCUCGAUUACGUCGAUAUUGUUACGCAGAGCAAAGAAGACUAUGAGAGUUCCGUCAGCGACAUCGAGGACGAUUUCGACGAGCCUGACGAUUCGGACAGCGAAUCCGAUCGUAAAAGACUGGACGGGAACGCUCUGCGGCAGCUCUAUUUCGGAAACGGAGACAGCUAUGUGAUGGACGCCCUGGACGGAGGGAACAUAGGUCGAUACUUUAAUCAUUCCUGUGAUCCGAAUAUCUUCGUGCAGAACGUAUUCGUGGACACCCACGACAUCCGCCUCCCGUGGCUGGGCUUCUUCACUGACAGACUCAUCAAAGCUGGGGAAGAGCUUACCUGGGAUUAUAGAUACGAGGUCGGUUCUGUGAAAGGCAAAAGGCUCCUCUGUUAUUGCAACAGCGCUAACUGUCGCAAAAGACUUCUGUGAAAAGCGCACACCUUUUGAGAAUUCUCUCGCAGCGAGGUCGCAUUUGUUUUUCGAAAGUGGUUCACAACCAUUCUGGGCCGACCGCCGAUCGGUUUUAGAAGGCGCGAUCUUUAUUCUCAAUUGCUUUUCCAAGAGCGUGAACGUGCAAUACUCUUAUGCAUCAGAUUCUCCAUUGUGCUCCGACGGGUUGAUUUUGGCUCCAAUGAUGUGUAUAUCCUUCGAUCUACGAUCUGAAUCGGUCCAUGACAUUCUUGACUUGUGGAUAAUAAAAAAAUGAAAAAG